GUUUAGUCAUUUUGCUAAGGAUGUGGUGGUAAUCUACUUGACACCUAAGCGAACUCAGAACGAAAAAUGUCUUGGCAGUUUUUGACAUUCGUAUGCACUGGCUCCAGAUGCGAUUUUCGUCUCCAUUCCAUCCGCCAUGCCGAUUGUUCUUUGUUACAUUUGCAUUACUAAAAGAGACCGAGUGGGCUGAGAUCGGAGUUAAAACCCGGCUAGAGUUUGGAAUCCGACAAAAUCCUGGAUCUCGUCUCGACCGGAUCCUGUUUAUUGUAUACACAUCAUGCUGUUUGGUUAUGUUUGGGUAGUGGCCCGUGUCUCCGGCUCAGUGAAUUAGCAAUGCCGAUACUGGGCUACUUGCUACGCUGUGCAGUUGCUCGUUUUUCGUACUGCGCGUAACAUGGUAGUAAUCUGCAGAAGUUAGACAAAGCAUCUUUUUCUAUCGUCACCUUUAGCUACGUAAGGCGGAGGCCUUUGGAACUUCAGAAGUGCUUCUCAUUCCACGCCUCGAAAAUUGUCAAAAUGACCGAGGAGACACCAGAGGAGUUUAUCUGGUGCGAUGACUGUGGGCAGUACCACGACGCGGAGUGUCCGGAGCUCGGCCCUGUGGUGACGGUCAGGGACUCGUUUGUGCUGAGUCGAGCUCGGUCCUCUCUCCCGGACAGCCUGGAGAUCCGGCCGGCCGGGGGGGGAGAAGAGGGAGUGUUCGCCCUCCGGCGUCUGAUCAAGCGGACGCGGUUCGGGCCCUUCGAGGCGAAACGCGUGGCCCGGCUGGACCAGGAAGUGCUGUUUCCUCUGAAGAUUUUCCAUAAGGACGGGACCGUGGUCUGCUUCGACGCGGCGAACGAGGACGACUGCAACUGGAUGAUCCUGGUGCGUCCCGCCACGGAGCACCAGCACCAGAACCUGACGGCCCACCAGCAGGAUGACGAGGUCUACUUCAACACGUCGCAGGACGUUCUGCCCGGGACGGAGCUGAGGGUGUGGUACGGCGCCUUCUACGCCCGCAAGAUGGAGAAGGCGGUGCUGAAGCUCCCGGCUCCUCCCCCUCCAGCAGUGGUGGAAGUGGCCCCUCCCACUCAGACCGCGAUGGACGGGACCGCGGGGAAAGCCGGUGCCUCGGAACCGUCGCUGGCGGGAGAGGGUGACGCGGGUGCCCAAGGGCUGGAUUGUACCCAGUGGGUGUGUAAAGUGUGCCCAGCUGUGUUUGUGGAGCCACAACUCCUGACAGACCACCUGUUGAGUCACCUGCAGGAGGUGAAGACCGUGGCCUCGCCCGCCGUCGACCUGACCGUCCACCAGGAGGCGGAGUCGGCGUUCCCCGGCAACGCUCUCAGCGCUGAGGUCACGACAGGGCUGCCGGUACCCAAGAAAAAGGGCGUGAGAGGGCGAAAGGGCAAAGGUCACAAACUCACCCCCAGGCCCCCAGCGCCACCUGCAGGCGACACCAGCAAAGAGGGUGUGCCUGAGGUGCCCAUGGAGCAGGUCCUCAGUACCAUGCCUCCGGACGUGGGCCUGUCGCUCCUGGACACCUCUGACAUCAUGAUCGGCUCGGACGGCGUUCCGGUGAAGCUGCAGAGGAUGUCCCGCGCCCUGAUGCCGUCCUCCAAGACUGGGAUCAGGAGGAGGUUCCUGAGGCAGGGAGAGCACAAGCGGGUGUACCAGUGUAGCCUCUGCAACAAGGUCUUCCAGAACAGCAGCAACCUCAACCGCCACGUUCGUUCCCACGGCGAUAAGCUGUUCAAAUGUGACGAAUGUGACAAGAUGUUCAGCAGGAAGGAGAGCCUGAAGCAGCACAUCUCCUACAAGCACAGUAAGAACGAGCCUGACCUGGAGUACAGGUACAAGUGCCUCACGUGCGAGAAGUCGUUCAGGGUCGAAAACGCUUUGAAGUUCCAUAACUGCAGGACAGACGACAAGACCUUCCAGUGCGAGAUCUGCUCCCGGUUCUUCUCCACCAACAGCAACCUGUCCAAGCACAAGAAGAAGCACGGCGAGAAGCUGUAUGCCUGCGAGAUCUGCAACAAGAUGUUCUACCGCAAGGACGUCAUGCAGGACCACCAGCGGCGCCACAUCGUGGGUGAGUCCGGCGGGACGGGCUGGCGAGGUGACCGAGGUGCAUGCUGGGAAAAGGAUGAAACGAUGCCCACUCCCCUCCUCCCACCUGCAGGCCCGAGACACGUGAAGAGGGAGGAGCUGGAGGCCAACGGGGAAGAAGGAAGCAAGUACAGGAAGGAGCCGUCGGCCUGUCCCAUAUGUGGAAAAGUGUUCUCCUGCAGGAGCAACAUGAACAAGCACCUGCUGACCCACGGCGAUAAGAAGUACACCUGCGAGAUCUGCGGGCGCAAGUUCUUCCGCGUGGACGUGCUGAGGGACCACAUCCACGUGCACUUCAAGGACAUCGCCCUGAUGGACGAGCAGGAGCGAGAGGACUUCAUCCGCAAGAUCGGCAUCGCCGUGGGCGACAGCGACUGCGACUCGGACGAGGACGAGGCCGAGGACGACCCCGAGAACCACAAGUACAGCUGCAAGAAGUGCCAGGUGACCUUUGCCAAGGGGAGGGAGUACCUGAAGCACAUCCUGGAGCUGCACAAGGAGAGGGGCUACGGCUGCGCCAUCUGCAACCGCCGCUUCGCGCUCAAGGCCACCUACAACGCGCACCUGGUCAUCCACCGCGAGCAGCUGCCCGACCCCGCCGUGCAGAGGUACAUCCAUCCCUGUGAAAUGUGCGGUCGCAUUUUCAACAGCAUUGGCAACCUGGAGAGACACAAGAUCAUCCACACGGGUGUGAAGAGUCACAGCUGCGAUCAGUGCGGGAAGUCCUUCGCCAGGAAGGACAUGCUCAAAGAGCACCUGAGGGUCCACGACAACAUCCGGGACUUCCUGUGCGCCGAGUGCGGGAAAGGCAUGAAGACCAAGCACGCCCUCAGGCACCACAUGAAGCUCCACAAGGGCAUCAAGGAGUACGAGUGCAAGCAGUGCAACCGCAAGUUCGCCCAGAAAGUCAACAUGCUGAAGCACUACAAGCGCCACACCGGCAUAAAGGACUUCAUGUGUGAGCUCUGCGGCAAGACUUUCAGCGAGAGGAACACCAUGGAGACGCACAAGUUGAUCCACACAGUGGGGAAGACGUGGUCGUGCGUGGUGUGCGAUAAGAAGUACGUGACGGAGUACAUGCUGCAGAAGCACGUCCAGCUGACCCACGAGAAGGUGGAGGCGCAGAGCUGCCACCUGUGCGGCACCAAGGUCUCCACCCGAGCCUCCAUGAACCGCCACAUGCGCCGCAAGCACCCGGAGGUCGUCACGGUGAGAAUCGACGACUUCGACGAGCUGCAGGAGGCCACGACCAUCGACGCGUCCACCAUCAGCAUCGAGCAGCCAUCGCUGUCUUUGGAGAAGGAGGCGCUCUCCGGGGAGAAGCCCCCCCGGACGCCGCGGCCCCCCAAGAAGAAGGCGGCCAAGCCGGUGGAGGAGGUGGACCUGACGGAGGCGGACGACUACGGGCCCUUCUCGGGCAAGGCGCCGGACUUCGGCGGGGCGGUGGGGGACGAGACCAGCUCGGCGGUGCAGAGCAUUCAGCAGGUGGUGGUGCUGGCCGACCACGGGGUGGCGACCUCCUCCGCCUCGUCGCCCUCCAGCUCGGUGGGCCUGACCAACAUCACCGUGACGCCCAUCACGGCUCAGGCCGCCCAGUUCACCAGCCUGCAGCCCGUGGCGGUGGGUCACCUGACCCCCGGGGACCGCCCGCUCACGCUGGACAGCUCCAUCCUGACGGUCACCUUCGACGCCGUCAGCGGCGCCGCCGUGCUCCACAACCGGGCCGCCGAGCUGCCGACGGACGGCCCGGGAGGGGGCGCCGCCGUCCCGCAGUCCGUGGCGCACUUCAUCAACCUCACCACCUUCGUCAACCCCAUCGCGCACCCCCUGGAGCAGCCCGCCCUGGCCUGGCGACCCGUCACCCCAACGGAGGGGAGCCCCCCCGCCCCCCCCGGGGGCGACCCCGCCCAGCCGGAGCCCCAGGACCCCCAGACGCAGCCCCCCCAGCCCCAGCAGGCUCCACAGCAGCUGGAGCAAGCCCAGGCCCAGGCUCCGCCCAUCCAGUCGCAACCCGCCCAGGCCACGCCCACAGCCCAGCCUCCCCAGCAACCCGCCGCGCAGCAGAUGUACGGCUACUAACCGCCGCUAGCGGUCACGGUUAUCGUGGAAAGCACCGUCCCCCAAGUGCAUUGUGGGAAAUGCGAAACAUUGCUGCGGUCUGUGAAAAAUGUGUCUGUAAAACUGGAAACCGCUGUCUGGUCAAAGCCAUUGCAGAAAAGCGGUGCGUUCGCAUUGGCUGUUUCAAAUCAUGGGAAAAGCUCACGCAUCCUGUAUCCUGGAAUGAAAGGCGGGGGUCAACGGGUACUGUAGCAGGAAGUUGCGUGAACCGUUUGAAUCCAGAGCUGCUCGAAGACAAGGGGCUUGCCAAUGUUCCGAGUAAUUCUCAUAAAAUACAAAACAGGUGAAGUUUCGGUCACUUAAUUUACAUUAGUUUGCAUCUGGUAUGUGUGACUUUUUAAAUAGUACUUCAGAACCGGUACUUUGGGCUUAUAGUGUUUACAGUAGAAGCUACGAAGUUCAUUUCUAGGCUGGUAGAACUACACACUCAGUACUUCCGUAGGAUUUUAUAUUUUGAGACAAAUCAAAGCGAAAGAUGUUACAUAUUUCAAUGCCUUAAUUGUGGCUUCUGAGUUAAAGUCUGCAUGCACUACGAAUAUGACGAACUCUUGAAUUGUCUUUUGUAACAGGUGACUAAAUACACAGGAUGAUUAAAUGAAUUGCAUUUGUUCGGGAAUGAGCAUCAUCAAAGCUUUAACUGAAUGAAUUAUACUGUUGGCUGCCAUUUAGUGCACAAUUGAUUUAUUUCACGUUGACUGCGGGAAAGCAGCGUACCUGUGGGAGAUGAAAUCAAAACAUGUAAAUUUUACUGUCGAAUGACAGAGGUUCUUGAAGCUGUAUCUAACUUGAAAAAUAUUUAGUUAUGUUUUGUGAUGCACAUCAUCUAAACUUAAGAUGUAGAAUGAGGCAGAUAAAGUUACAAAUAUAUUUACUUGAGAAUGUUUUUUUAAAAUGGUUUUUUCUUUUAUUAUUUUGAUGAAAUGCCCAUCAUGUUGGACUGAUUUAAGUUUCUGUCUGAAAUUGUAGUGUCAAACAGUGGAAAAGGACACAAGAAAAUAAAUGAGAAUAUUAUUGAGCAAA
Molecule: messenger RNA, 5229 nt
Organism: Anguilla rostrata (American eel)
Lineage: Eukaryota; Metazoa; Chordata; Actinopteri; Anguilliformes; Anguillidae
Gene: prdm15
Product: PR domain containing 15
Exons: 25
Coding region: 517-4170 (1217 amino acids)
Biological process (GO): regulation of DNA-templated transcription
Molecular function (GO): RNA polymerase II cis-regulatory region sequence-specific DNA binding; protein binding; DNA-binding transcription factor activity, RNA polymerase II-specific
Source: RefSeq, a predicted model, not a curated record